Messenger RNA from Salarias fasciatus (jewelled blenny), 2586 nucleotides. RefSeq names its product apolipoprotein L2-like. The record is from RefSeq and is a predicted model, not a curated record. Gene Ontology annotation, biological process: lipoprotein metabolic process; lipid transport. Lineage: Eukaryota; Metazoa; Chordata; Actinopteri; Blenniiformes; Blenniidae. The transcript has 4 exons. Gene Ontology annotation, molecular function: lipid binding. Bases 543 to 2213 code for a protein of 556 amino acids. Gene Ontology annotation, cellular component: extracellular region; membrane.
GGGGGGGGGGGUUCCCUGAAGUGUUUUGAUGCUCUAUAGAUAUUUUUUGUUUUAUUGUGAAAAGAAUCAACUGAGUGGAUUUUAAUGAUUUUGACUAGAAGAGUGGAGAAUUUAUGGAUUUUGUAGAUUGCGAAAGUUUUACCAUACAAAGCUCUUUCAGUUUCACUUCUGUUGAUAACCAUCUGAGGUGACUUGGGUUCAUUAAGCUGUUAUGCCGCAAAAGCAAGCUGGAAUGUUGUAAAACACGAAUUGUUUUGUCCUCAGAUUCAGCUGGAAUGAAUAAAACUCUUGAUAACAUCUUCCUGAGAUUGGAUGAAGGACAAAGGAUGAAGAUUGCAUCAAAUGGGUGGUGGUGGGGGGGGGGGGGGUAUUGAAACCUGUCAAAACAGGAAAUUAAUGCAAGAUCACAAAAGUAUUUAAGCCAGAAUCAGAGGAUUCAUUUCAUCUCCGCACAUUCAGGAGACAGAAAUCCACACAGGAAACCUUCACUUUGAUUUCUUCGUUCUUGGAAAAGAGAAUAAACAAAGAGCUCAAGACAGACCAUGUCUGCCAACAGUGAAGACCUGCAGGUGGCACUGUUGGAGUACACUAAAGACACCCUCACAUACAUCCACACUGUGAGGACAUUCUGUGAGAUGUCUUCUAAGUGGAAGCAGUUCAGGGAGACUGAGGUGGAAAUGCUGAAGGACAUCAAAGACAGAGCUGAGAAACUAGAGCCAAAUCUCAGAGACGUGACCCAGUCUGAGAACAAAGGAAAGGCCUUUCAGCAGUACAUGAAGAAGACAUUCAACAGUUCUUUUGUAGACAGACAGCGUACAGAGCUGGAGGGCGAGCUGACCGAGCUGCUGAAGGACGUCCUGCAGGUUCUAAAAGAGAUCAGCUCCUUCCUGGAGGCUGUGGAGAAACUAGCUUCCACCUCACUGGAGGUCUUCACAGAGAAUAAGCUGCUCCAUCUGCCCAGAGACGUCACGCUGAAUCACUUUCAGGUCGUGGUCUUGGCUGCGAAUGCAAUCUGUCCUCUGGUGUUGGACUUCAAGAUAGACAUGGAUCCGUUUUUCCUCCCGAGGCUUCAGAAUGUGGAGGUCCUGGCGCACCAGCUGGAAAAAUACAUCCAGACCAUCAGCAACAUCUGUGAGAAGUUUGGGAAAAGCUGCUUUAGUGACUUUGACCUGGAAACGGUUGGAGAGACGGUGGUCGACCUGAGUGCUCGUUUACCUGAAGAAGACAUCCAGAGGAUGCUCGAUCACAUUAACCAGCUGGCUGAGAUCAGGAACGAUCCACACUUCCGGAUGGCAUUCCUAUUCAAACAGGUAUCAGCUGAACACUUUGUCACUGAGUUUAAGAACCGACAGCCCAGAAUGCUGACAUUCCUGAAGGAUCUGGAGGACACCGCCGUUAAGCUGGACAGGAUGAACAAGGGAGCGAGGAUUUCCACUGUGGCCGGUAGUUCAGUGGGGGCGGUCGGUGGCGUUCUGUCCAUCGUUGGCUUGGCGUUGAUACCUUUCACUGCCGGAGUGUCCCUGUCUCUGACUCUGGCCGGGGUUGGACUGGGAAUCACCAGCGGCGUCAACAGCAUCGUGACCACUGCCACUGAAAUGGGAGUGAACAAAACUCAAGAGAAAAAAGCCAAUAACUCCUUCCAGAACUUCAUGGAGGAUGUGCAGAGGAUCCAGGAUUGUGUGGAUGAAGCAAAAUGUCUGACAGACUCUGAAGUGACAGCUAACACGGGAGAAAUGAAUGUGGAAGUCAACUCUGAGGUUGGUGCUGGUGGGAUGGGCAUUGAUGUGGUGGUUGAUACUGCCUGUGCUAUUAAUGUUUUAAAAAGUGAGCAGGCUGCAGCAGGUGCUGGUAGAGUUUUGGCUCAGGAGGGGAAAGCUCUUAGUAGCAUUCCCAGAGUGGCCUCAGAUAUCCCUGAUCUCGGUCAGGCAGCAGCCAAAACCUCUGUUGCUGUAACCAAAACAGCCCGAGCUGGUUUCAUCACACUUAACGCUCUCUUCCUGGGUAUGGACGUCUUCAUGAUCUACAAAACCAGCAAGAAUCUGGCCAAAGGCAGCGAGACUCAAGUGUCAAAAUUCAUCCGAGCCAGAGCGGCGCUGUGGAGCUCAGUGAUGGAUUCAUGGCAGAAGAUGUUCGACUCUCUGGUCCAAGGUUUGGAAACAUUGAAGGAGAAGGAGGCCGUUCUGGAGUCACCGUUUUACCCGAGACUGAGAUAAAAAAACAAAUAGAAACCAAAGAGGAGGAGCAGUCUGAAGAGGAAGUAAAACCACAAAAUCAAAUGUAACACAGCAAUAUCUACAAGAUUUAAAAUUUGAUUUGUAAAUGUUCUCAUUGCAUCUGUUUGAGGCAGUUCACUAAAUGAUUAUUUCAAGACUUUUAAGUUUCUUUGCUGUCUAUUGUCAAUUACUUUUUUUUGUGUGAUUAUAAUCCUUUUAUGCAUCGGCACCUUUAGACAUUUAUGAGUAAAUACUAAUUAAAGUGUACUUUGCGAUCAUACAUUGCUUCUUUAUUCAAUGUUUCUGUCUGUUAAAGUGGCUUCAAAUCACUGUUGUACCUUGUGGUAUAUAAAUAAAGCUGAAUUGAAUUGAA